GUUUUCAUUUUGGUUUUUCCAUUUUCACUUGAUCAUUUUUAGUUCUUGUUUCAUGUUUUUAUUUAAUUUCAUUUUCCGUUCGUAAUUUAUUGGUUUGUGUGUGUAUAUACCUACUAAUAUAAUCACUGUUUAUGUGUAUGUUGGUGUUUUAAUCAGUCUCUCACCAUGAUGAAUAUUGAUACCCGGAGUAUUGAAAGAUACUCUCAUUGUCUCUGUCUCCAUGUUCAACCCACCUCACUGAUUAUUGGCUUUAUUCAUCUGAUCUCUUCUCUUUUGAGUAUCGUUCUACACUUCGAGGAUUACACCCAAUACCAUGAAGAUGAAAGACGUAUGAUUGAUCUUCAUCGAUCAACAACAACCUCAUUAAACAUGAUGGUCAGUCUAAUGAUGGCCAUUGUCUCAGCUCUAUUAAUCUAUGGUGUAACGAAAUCUCGUCCAUCUUACCUGAUGCCCUUUUUUGGUGUUAAACUUUACAUUUUUUUCUUCUCCCUUCCCGCAUCCAUUUCCAUGUUAUGCUUUUCACCUCAUAUCUCACAAUAUGAGUCCAAUGGUAGAACCUGGGGAGGUGAAAUGAAACGCCUAUGGUCAUCAUCUGAUCCAACUACGGCUUACACUUCAUCCAUUUUCAUGGCUCUCAUUGAAUUUCUCUAUCAAUUAUAUUUUAUCUGUGUUAUAUGGAAAUGUUAUCGCUAUUUAAAGCUUAAAGAAGCGGUUAUUCCCUUACAUAUACCUUAUCAUCUUAGAGGAGUUGAGAUAACUGUUCCCUCUGAGAUUGUCACAACUCCCAGUGCCAUGGCUCCUCCUGAUUAUGAAACUGCAACCAAACUGAAUCCACCACCAGAUUAUGAUUCAGCAAUUAAAAACUAUCAAAUGAUACCUGGAGAAAAUCAAGUUAACAAUAACAUCACAAGCGUAACUGAACCAAUAACGAUAACGGAUUCACAUAAUAAUACAAUAAGAGAGGGACAACAGCAUCAUUUUAAUAAUUCAUCUCACCUUCAAACUAAUGAUUAUCAUAAUGUUAAUCAGCUUUCAGGAUCAGGUGAAGAUAAUAAAGGUUCAUCUUCAGAGAAAUGUUCAGCUGAUAAAAGUUCAUUUAGUGAGACGACAACUAGUCAUCAUCCUCCAAGCAGCCAAAAUGAUUCAAAUUACGAUUCAAGUUAUCAAUUGACCAGUAAUCAUGAUGUCGGUGGAACCAAUAUUGAUAAUUCAAGUUCAACAUGUGAUACAACCACCACCCACACAACCACCACCACCACCAAUGACUCCAGUUAAUUGAAUUAAAAGCCAUGAGCCUCAACUCCUUUCAUCAAAUUGUUACCACCGCCUUCCAAUAUACCCACCUUACUCUACCUCUCUCUCUCUUCAUGUCUCUUCAUUUACCUCUCCCACCCUUCACAAGGAAAGUGAGAGAGGCGGAGAGAAAGCGAGAAAGUCAAAGACAAGAGGAUAAAUGCUACAAAAACAAACCACAACCAUGAGCUGAUUUUAAUUCUUAUCAUUAUUAUAAACAAAUAUUAUUAUGAUUAAUUAAUCUACACUAAUUACUAAUAUCCUCUGGUGAAAAAAAAAGUAUAUAUAAGUUUUUAAGUCAACAAAUUACAAGAAGAAGAAAAAAAUUUUAAUUUUUCUGCCAUUUAAACACUAAUCAAGCAGAGUGGACUUAACUACUAUCAUCAUUUCUGGUCAUCAUCUUGAUCAUCAUCAUCAUCAUCAACAUGAACAUCAUCAUCGUCAUCCAAUUAAUUAACUAAUUGCUUUCCCAGAUAUUUGCACAACCAACAUAAUUAAAUGAAAUCAAUUAUUAUAAUAUAAUAGUUAUGCCUUCAGUGAGAUAUCAGAGACGAUAUAUAAUUUAUAUUUAUAAUUUACAGAGUAAUGUUAACAAUUAACUACAAGAAGAAACAAAAAAUUUAAUGCUUAAAAUUAACUUAAUUUAAUUAAUUCAUGAUGAAAAAAACAUAA
Molecule: messenger RNA, 1965 nt
Organism: Panonychus citri (citrus red mite)
Lineage: Eukaryota; Metazoa; Arthropoda; Arachnida; Trombidiformes; Tetranychidae
Product: lysosomal-associated transmembrane protein 4A-like
Exons: 3
Coding region: 166-1275 (369 amino acids)
Cellular component (GO): lysosomal membrane
Source: RefSeq, a predicted model, not a curated record